Molecule: messenger RNA, 564 nt
Organism: Cladophialophora immunda
Lineage: Eukaryota; Fungi; Ascomycota; Eurotiomycetes; Chaetothyriales; Herpotrichiellaceae
Exons: 1
Coding region: 1-564 (187 amino acids)
Source: RefSeq, a predicted model, not a curated record
AUGGGACCCCAGUCGCGUUCAGGCAGCGAACAUGAUAGACCCGAUGCGGACGCAGAGAUCCUGCAGGCGGUCCAGAGGGCCACGAGAGAAUUUGCCUUCUGUCCGAAUCGUGUUUGGGGAGUGGCCAAGUGUCUUCCGGAUGGAAAACACAAUUUAUCCCGCUUGUUUCCACCCAACCACGACAUUACUCGGUUUCUUCAGCAGCGGGACCAAGACCUUGCCGAGCACAGUCAGUGUACCUUUGAUCUCUGCGAACAAUCACAACGGGACUUUACCUCUGUUCACCAGCGCCAUGAGAUUUCUUCGGGGGAACAUCACUGCAGGCAGCUCGAGGACCAUUUCCCCCGGGAUUUGCUCGACAAUGCGGCCAAGGCAGGUCGUCUGACUGCCUGGGCAUUAAAUGGCAAGUCCAUAAUCAGCUUCCCUCAAAGCUACAUGGCCAUCUCUCACGUCUGGUUGGACGGGACCGGCUGCGGGACCUGGCCUGAGAGAGGAGUCAAUCACUGUCUAUGGAACUUCUUCCUGAAGAUCGCGCAGGACUUCCAAGUCGACGCCAUCUGGUAG